AUGCGGUCAUUUGACAUUAUAAGUACUCAAACGCAACCUCCAUCACGAUUCAAUGGGAUCGCUAUAAUAUGUUGUACAUCUCAGAGAUUGAAAUUUCACAUAGGGUUGCAGAGGCCGCUUACGCAUCGUAUAAAAUUGUCUGUACGUCAACAUAGAAACUCAGCUAUCCACUCGUCAACACCAAUACAGCAAUCCACUAUAAUUCCACUGUACAUCGUACAUUGGCACGCAUUCAUGAAGGUGGUUAAAAGUUUUCAUCAAGAAGAAUCGAACGGCACGACAGACUCAAAUAAAAAUGCCGACGACGACAGCGUUUCCCUCUACAGGGCUCACUGA
Macrosiphum euphorbiae (potato aphid) is the source of this 336-nucleotide messenger RNA. The record is from the annotation of a GenBank genome assembly. NCBI's taxonomy places the organism in Eukaryota, Metazoa, Arthropoda, Insecta, Hemiptera, Aphididae.